This is a messenger RNA of Anastrepha obliqua, 405 nucleotides long. RefSeq lists its product as uncharacterized. Lineage: Eukaryota; Metazoa; Arthropoda; Insecta; Diptera; Tephritidae. The record is from RefSeq and is a predicted model, not a curated record. The transcript is spliced from 2 exons. Bases 1 to 405 code for a protein of 134 amino acids.
AUGAAAUCGUUCACUUGUAUUGUGGUCGUUACGACCGCAUUGAUUGCCUGUGGUCAGGCGCAUACCUUGCAAAAACGUUCUUUGGGAGCCUUACUAGGAGGAGGAGGCGGCGGCGGUGGUGGCGGUUGGAAUAGUGGCGGUGGCGGCAGCGGCGGCGGCAUUGGCUCUUUGAUCCAACAAAAAUUGGGUGGUUUACUUGGUGGUGGUGGCGGAGGCGGCGGCGGUGGUGGUGGUCAGAGAGGUUGGAGUGGCGGCAGCGGCGGUGGUUGGAAUGGCGGCGGCGGCGGUGGUGGUGGCGGUGGCGGCGGUCACGGCGGCUGGAACGGCGGCGGUGGUGGUUACGGCGGUGGUAAUGGUGGCUGGAGCGGCGGUGGUGGCAACGGCGGCUGGGGCGGCGGUUGGUAA